AUGGGGGCGUGUAAGGAGUCGAUUUCUGAAAUCGACGUGGAUUCUAGUCUCGUAAUCAUGAUGUUAUGAAAGGGUGGUUUUCCUGAGCUAACGACCCUAUUCGCCGGAAAAACCUAUCUUACGCAUAGCAUCAGGAAAUUGACCGAUUACCACGUGGAUCUGUAAGUGGGCACUCAUAUGGUACAUUUUUAUAUAACAUCAACGGCUUAUAUUACAACAGUGCGUCGUCAUAUCAAUGUUAAAUACUGUAUUAUCAUCGGACGACUAACAUCGCUUAUACAAAACAUUGGAUGGUCACAUAAGUGUACAAUAACAGCGAUCUCCAUCUAAAUACACUACCGUGAAGGGAGAGUUUGGAAUCAGUGUUGCACAGCUGGGACCAAACUAGCCUUGAGUGUUCUAGAAAGGGCUGGGUCCUCAGAUCAACCUCUCAUACGUUUUAAAGAUUUUUGUUAGAACGAGAAGUCAUGACGCCGACAUCGUAGCAGACGACAUGGCAGGAAAGGUGUAUUUUGACGUGGGGGGCACUCGGUUCACCACUACGUGGGACACACUACAAAAGAUCCCUGGUUCGAGACUGGAAAAGUUGUAUGAAGUUCACGAACAACAGACAAAAUCUACAGGAAAAGUAGAGUACUUUUUUGACAGAAAUCCUGCAGUUUUCGGAUGCAUACUCGACUAUCAUCGAACUGGCGAUUUACACCUUCCUGUCAGUGUCUGUCCGAGUCAGAUCCGUCUUGAGUUGGAAUUCUGGGAUAUUUCUCCCCAUGCGGUGUCAAGUUGUUGCUGGAAGAGUCUGUAUGGUGACGAUGGUCUCGAAAAAACACUAAAAAUGCUAGACAGAGAAAUUCCAGUCUUUACCACUGGGAAGAAAUUUAUUCAGAAAACGGAAGGUUUGACGUCAUUGAUAAGGGAUUUAAUGGAAUACCCAACAUCGUCCAUGCUGGCAAAGGCGUAUGCAGUGUUUUACCUGACUAUGGUUGUAUUUUCUGUCAUUUGUGACGCUCUGGUGAGAUCGCAAGACUAUUUUGCACCACAACAAAAUGCAAACAUUUCCGGUUCCGGUUCCGACCACUUGAUGCCCUCCCUGUCGACCAUCCCAUGCGCGGGUCUUGUGAUAGAGGUUUUGACGAAUGCCGUGUUUACCGUUGACGUGGUCAUACGGUUAGCAGUUUCCUCCUCCAAAGUUUACUUCCUGAAGAGUUUCAUCAACAUCCUGGAUAUGUUGGCGCUUUUAGGCUUCUGGAUUCUCGUUUUUACGGCACUUAUCUCUCCCCUCCUUGUUCCCGGAAGUGAAAAAGAUGCUCUCAUGGCGGGUAACCUUUUGAUGACCUUGAGAUAUAUUAGAUUAUAUCGUCUCGCGACGGUUAACCGAGGACUUAAGUUGGUGCUUCUUGCCUUGGAUAAAAGCAAAAAGACCAUUUUCUUACUAUUUGCCAUUAUGAUAAUCAAUUCGUGUAUUUUCGGAGGAAUUGUGUAUUGUCUAGAUGAUAACCCCGAGCUCAUCCACGUAUUCCGGGCGUUUUAUUGGGCGAUAAUCACCAUGACAACCGUUGGUUAUGGUGAUGUCUACCCGACGAGUACAGUGGGCCGGAUUGUUGCCAGUUUAUGCGCCAUGACAGGACUAUUUCUGCUUGCCAUGCCGAUAGGUAUUAUAUCUAAGAACUUCACAUAUUUAUACACCAGGUUACUUCACAGAGAACACCAUUGCAAAGAAAAGCGGAAAUUUAAGAAAACAAUCAAAUUUACUUCCCUGCCAAACGGUGACGCACGUGUGAUGUCCUGAAUCAAUCUAUAAAAAUACUCCAUCUUUUAAAGCUCUUAACAGAUAUGAUGUGCUCUAUGGCUUUAUUUCAUAGAAAUAGGUACGCUUAUUGCUGUUACAAGUUUCAUAAUUUUAGAUCGAUAGGACCCCAUAAAGAAAAGGAAAUACACAGGGACUUGAGAAUUGAGACACAGUAUGUAUUUUGAGAUAUUUCCUGAUGUGUUGGCAGAAUUAUCACACGUUUUAGUGUUUUAUAUCACGAAUUGUAUUAUGUGUCUUGUGAUAACGAGUGUAUAAAGAAAUGCCUGUUGAGUUGUACAACGUAAAUCGAUAUACCAAUGUAAAAGCAAUGCUUUAAUAGUGACAGACCGGAAAAUGUAAGUUGAUACAUUUUCGAGGCGUUCACCUCUUGUCAAGACAAAAAAGAUAAACCAUUGCAUAACACAAAAAUACAAAACGUAAAUAAAUUGAUUUUUAGUCGGUACAGCUGGAAUGUAGAAGGCGUUUACAGUGUUACCAGUGUUUACUAUGUAGACGAACUGUUCAGAAAUACGUUCCUAGAUUGAGCAUUUCGGAACGAAUCGAGAAAUAUACGACGGGUGGGAGGCUCUACCAUAUGUCAGUGUUCAUAAGAGUCUUUAAAACUUGCAGGGGCAUUUUUUAUGAUGUGUCGCCCCUUAAGGCUUAGGUUUUACAGAGAGAA
Mizuhopecten yessoensis (Yesso scallop) is the source of this 2468-nucleotide messenger RNA. RefSeq names its product potassium voltage-gated channel protein egl-36-like. NCBI's taxonomy places the organism in Eukaryota, Metazoa, Mollusca, Bivalvia, Pectinida, Pectinidae. Gene Ontology annotation, molecular function: voltage-gated potassium channel activity; protein binding. The coding region runs from base 494 to 1786 and encodes 430 amino acids. The record is from RefSeq and is a predicted model, not a curated record. Gene Ontology annotation, cellular component: membrane; voltage-gated potassium channel complex. Gene Ontology annotation, biological process: potassium ion transmembrane transport; protein homooligomerization. The transcript has 5 exons.